Messenger RNA from Grammomys surdaster, 2229 nucleotides. It is a transcript of the gene Syndig1, whose product is annotated as synapse differentiation inducing 1. NCBI's taxonomy places the organism in Eukaryota, Metazoa, Chordata, Mammalia, Rodentia, Muridae. Gene Ontology annotation, biological process: positive regulation of synapse assembly; synaptic vesicle clustering. Gene Ontology annotation, cellular component: intracellular membrane-bounded organelle; synaptic vesicle membrane; excitatory synapse. The transcript is spliced from 5 exons. The record is from RefSeq and is a predicted model, not a curated record. The coding region runs from base 435 to 1211 and encodes 258 amino acids.
GCGCAGGGGAGGGCAGAGGCGGAGAGCCACGAGCCCAGGAGCAGAGGCGGGCUCCGCACCACCCUGCGCCCCGCACGCUCCCCGGCUCUCGAGACGCGCGGGCGGCCGCCUGGGCGCACAAGCCGGGUCACCUUGUCCCGGAGGGUAAGUACCGAGUUACCAGAGCUGCGCGGGAGGACCCCGGGCCGCCGGAGUGGGCGGGGGCGGCGGGCGCGGGAGGAUGCCCUGGUGCAGGCGGGUGUCCUGCUCCGCCUCGCAGCGCGCAGACCAGGCGGCGGUGGCGGUGUGCCGGCCGCGAUUUUCCUUAGCAUACAAUGGAAUUCUGCCCUGAGAGGCCAGUCUUGUGAUGAAAUAUGGGAAAUGGGUCCUAUGGGGCUUGUAUGACCUGUUAAUACAACCUUCUAGCCUGACGCCGAACAGGGAGGGAGUCUACCAUGGAUGGCAUCGUUGAGCAGAAGAGUGUUCUGGUACACAGUAAGAUCAGUGAUGCUGGCAAAAGGAAUGGCUUAAUUAACACCAGAAACUUCAUGGCUGAGAGCAGGGAUGGUCUGGUGUCUGUUUACCCAGCACCGCAGUACCCGAGCCACAGGCUAGUGGCCAGUGCGGCACCAGGCAGCCUGGAAGGAGGCAGAAGUGAGCAUGUGCAGCAGUUGCUGGACCCAAAUACACUGCAGCAGUCCGUGGAGUCCCAUUAUCGUCCCAACAUCAUCCUCUACUCAGAUGGCGUACUCCGAUCCUGGGGGGAUGGCGUAGCCACUGACUGCUGUGAGACCACCUUCAUUGAGGACCGGUCACCGACCAAAGACAGCCUGGAGUACCCCGAUGGGAAAUUCAUCGACCUCUCAGGGGAUGACAUCAAAAUCCACACCCUAUCCUAUGAUGUGGAAGAAGAGGAGGAGUUACAGGAGCUGGAGAGUGACUACUCCAGCGACACAGAGAGUGAGGACAAUUUCCUCAUGAUGCCCCCACGGGAUCACUUGGGACUCAGCGUCUUCUCCAUGCUCUGCUGCUUCUGGCCUUUGGGCAUUGCAGCCUUCUACUUGUCCCAUGAGACAAACAAAGCUGUGGCCAAAGGAGACUUCCAUCAGGCCAGCACCAGCUCCCGGAGGGCCCUGUUCCUGGCAGUGCUAUCCAUUACCAUUGGAACUGGCAUCUAUGUGGGUGUGGCUGUGGCCCUCAUUGCCUACCUCUCCAAAAACAACCACCUGUGAGCUUCCUGAAGGCUGGCAUGAAGGAGGGGGAGCUGAGCCAGGUGUGUGAGGGCAGAGAAGAGACACCUGUGUGUUACUGUACAGUACAAGUGAUUGCCAAAUGACUCCAUGAUGCCCUGGAAUCUUCUACUCCUGGACUUCUUUUGUUUUUAUCCUUCAACUUCAUCUUCAGCACUGUGCAGAGCACCAGGCAGCCAGCAAUGCUGAUUCUUCCAUGCGGAAGUUCCAAAGAUUCCAUCCCAGUGGCUGACCCUGGAUGAAUUCUAUUGGAUGGAUGACAAUCCAGCUCUGCAGCCUGCCAGUGCCUGGACCAAUACCCCAUUAGCAAUAUACAAACUGUUAAAAUAUGUUUAUUUUUUAUGGAAUAUGGUGCAAUAGGCAGAAUGCAGGAGACAUGUCACCACUAGCUUGUGGCCUGCUUAAAUCCUCUGUGUGUACCCCAUCUUUGUGGCUUCCUUGUCAGAAACAAGUGGGGCUGAGAAGGAAAAAAAAAAAACACCUGCUGGGAGAUCUUCUGUCUCUGUCCACAGAUGGAUCUUGCCUGAGAAUGCAAAAUUAGAGGAGCAUAAUGCCUACCCUGGCCCUUCUCAGUCCCAGCACGCUGCCCCAGCUUGGAGCAUCAGGCUUCUUGCAGAUACCCAGCAAUACAUAGUUCUGGGGCCUCCCUCACUAAUCUUAAAGGAGAGGAAGCCACAGUUCCUCUUAAUAACGAACCCAGUGUUUUCCCCAGGAGCCUGAGGGAAAGGAGCUGUGAAGACACACUGGGUGUUUAACUCCUGGAUGCUCGUCCUGGCCAUGAGCACCACUGAUGCUGGAGAUCCAGGAAAUGAGAUGGGCCUUAUUCUGUCCACUAAAUGAAUGGCUAUUUUCUUGUCAUUUUUCAAGUGCAACUCUUGCUUCAUGCUGCUUCAGUUGCCAGAUGAAUGCUGAGAAAUAAGUAAUCACAGAUGUUUUAAUACCAUGUCAUUGCUGUUUUACGAGUGUUCAUUAUUUAACAAAAAUUAUCUUUUAGCUUGUU